UUGUCAAAUGUAUUCACACAUCAUUGAAUCCACGCGCUCUCCGAAACCCUUAUUAUAAUCAGAUCAUUAAUGCCCAUCCACUUAUCCCACAACACAAUUUGAUAAUGAUAUUCGUGUUGUCGUGGUAACUUCAAAGCUUCACGGUGUAUAAAACCCAAAGAGAUCCGUUUUGGUGAGAGCUUCGUCUUAAACAUCAUCGGCACGAUGAAACCCUCGGACACGAGCGGCUCCAAAACCAACACCAGAUUCCUUCUAAAUGCCAUCUCUGAAGAUAAGAUCCACCUCACUAGGUUUAUUUUAGAUGCUUUAGACGGAAAAAUUAUUGACUCGAAGACAGAAGGGACGCAGACGCCUCUCAUAUCUGCCGUGUUUCUUCAGGAUCAGCAGGCGAGGAGCAAGUUCAUGGAUCUUCUGUUGCAGAGGGGCGCGAACGUGAACUGCCCAGAUGAGAGCGGCCGUACGGCGCUGAGUUAUGCCUGUGAGAUGGGACACCUGGACGCUGUGAAGAUCCUGGUGAAAAACAAUGCCGACCCCGAGGUGGCAGACCGCUGGGGAAAUACGGCCCUCAUGUUCGCCGCCGCGGCUGGACAUUCCGCGAUCGUGGAGUUUUUGACACGAGCCUUUAAACGUUUGGGUCUCCAAGUAGACCGGCAAAACAAAGUAGGAAAUUCUGCGGUCGAAGUGGCCAAGUAUCUCGGACACACCGAAUGUUUACGAGCUCUCGGAAGUAACUUCAGAAAGGUUCGUGAUGACGGCGUGAAUGAACAACUAUCCACUGUGAACAUCCAUGACGAUAAAGAGAAGUUCUUCGAAUCUUUAAAAUUUCACCACAGAGAGAUCCAGCCGACUGCACGAGGAGAAACUUCAGCCGAAGACGAGGCGCGACUUCCUGUCGGUUUAGGUCGUAAAAGAUCCCUCGUUUUACGAAACCGAAUCCAGUCGAUGGACUCCAUUGAGGAAUAUGAGAAGGAGAGCGAUGUUUUAUUACCGUCAUUAUCAUCGCAAGGCCUCGUGACCCCAAAACAUACUCCAAGGUUUUUUCCAAUCCCCAAACAAAGAGAAGAAACGUCCACCAUCGAUCCUUUGCCGCUGUUGUUCAGAGGCCCAGAACACAGAAACCCAGUCUUUUACUCACCCAGACCCUUCAAAACUUCCUUGAGAAGUGGUGUGUCUCCAUCAGGUCCCCUUGGCAUUUUGUUGACUCCUAUAAGUGGCAGAGAGGAACGAGAUAAUAUUUGGAAAGCUAAGAAAUUGCCUUUUGAUUUGCCCGUCAGACGGUUUGAUGAGAAUUACUAUCAGAAGAGAUGCAGUUUACCGACCAGCACUCUCGCUCCGCCGGUCACAGAGCGCCUGUUGUCUUUGUGCAGAAGCAAAACGCUGUUGAAAAGCCCAGCAACUGCUCAAACCCUUCAGCCCGCAGAUUUCACUCAGACCGCCAGCACCGUAACUUCACUCAGUAGUAAGCUGUUGAGAAGAUUUACUUUUCCCGACUUUAAAAAGAUCAGCAAAGAGUCCCAGGAGGUUCACGCAACACAGAUGGGAGCUUGUGCCGGACGCGGUAUCCCGAGGUCAGAGACUUUUCCCCUCGCAAACGACCACCCUCAAGUCGCGAGUAAACCGAGCGUAGACAGCAUCAGUGCUGUGAAGUGCGAGUUUGAUUUUCACAUUAAAACUGCGUCAAACUUCUGACCACGUGCUGCAGGGCGGGACGAGAGAUCUGCAGUCUGAUGAGAUGCGUACCAAAGCGCAAGCGCACAAACCUUUACAAUAUAUCAUGUUAUUAUUGUAUGAUAUUCAUAUUUUAUGGUACAUUAAUACAAAUAGAGACAUUUUACAUACUUUUCAUUGCGGCUAGUUGUUUUUUCUAGUUUAGACAUUUGGUUUGUUUUCUUAAAAGCUGUAGAUGAAAAUGCA
Messenger RNA from Misgurnus anguillicaudatus (oriental weatherfish), 1914 nucleotides. RefSeq lists its product as uncharacterized. Gene Ontology annotation, cellular component: cytoplasm; nucleus. Gene Ontology annotation, biological process: negative regulation of cell population proliferation; regulation of G1/S transition of mitotic cell cycle; regulation of cyclin-dependent protein serine/threonine kinase activity. Lineage: Eukaryota; Metazoa; Chordata; Actinopteri; Cypriniformes; Cobitidae. The record is from RefSeq and is a predicted model, not a curated record. Gene Ontology annotation, molecular function: cyclin-dependent protein serine/threonine kinase inhibitor activity; protein kinase binding.